AUGGUGCCUCUAACGCCGGAAGUCGUCGAGGCUGCUCUGACUGCCGUGAGCUACGAGGCCAACUACGCUCGCACGGUCAGCACCCGCCUCUGUUUGCACUAUAUCAACUCGAUCCGGAGGCGCGUGACCGACAGUGGCGUGACUUGGCUUAUCAUUUCGGUGGACGGGUGCGAGAGUUCCCUGGUGGAGCCCACGGGUCGCUGCGAUAUCUACUACUGUCGGCCCUACAAGUUCGAGCUGCAAUUAGCUCAGAAGACUCCAGCAAGCAGCGACUUCAUCGUGCGGUCGAUCUACAGGACCGUGGACCAGAAGACGGUGGACGAAAUCCGGGAGGAGGAGAGCAACUUGGACUUCGAUAUGACGGCGGGGGUGGACGUACCCUGGCAAGUUGCAGGCCAGAAGAAGCUUCAGCUCCCGAUCGACGAAGAUGAUGAAGAAGAAAAUGAGCCGUGGGCCGACGACGUGGAGUGCGGAUCACAGUCUGCCGCAAUGGAGGCAAUCGCUGCCAGUCUUCGCAGUGAAUCCGUGACUUUGUCUGUUACUGAGCCAGAACAAACUGCGGCUAUUGCGUCGGGAUCCACGGCGAUUGUUGCUGUCGCUGGGAUCGCGAUCGUAUCAGCUUCGAUUAUUGUUUUUGUGUUGGCGUUGAUCAAGGUCCGGUGGCGCAGUCGAGUCAAUGCAACAAAAACCCGUGUCAAUCGAGAUGAUUCGUCCUUCCGCACUACGGCCAACACCACGCCAAACGUGAGUGAGAACAUGGUCUCGACGGCCAGCAUGGACGACAUCGAUGUUCCAGACAACUUCGGAUUUUUCAUUUGA
Phytophthora sojae is the source of this 819-nucleotide messenger RNA. RefSeq lists its product as hypothetical. The transcript has a single exon. Lineage: Eukaryota; Oomycota; Peronosporomycetes; Peronosporales; Peronosporaceae. The coding region runs from base 1 to 819 and encodes 272 amino acids. The record is from RefSeq and is a predicted model, not a curated record.